AAUUAUAGCCCUGGUUAUGUGUGGGGAGCAGGGGUGGUUGGUUUCAGUGGCAAGUAACACCUGAGUCCUCCCUCGACCAAGAAUUAGGCCUUUGCCCGUAUCAGAGAUUUGGGAUCCUAAAUUUCUGGGGCUUUUUGUACUUCAAGCCACCCUUUUAGCUUUCAUUUGGGGUGGGGAUCCAGCUUAUCUCCACUGCCACAUACACCAGUUUUUCGGUAUUUUUGAUCUAAUCAGCAUUUAGUCUAGAAGCUAUUUCACGUGUGUAAAGGGAUAAAGUGCUGCCGGGGGGNAGUUCAGGGUAGAGGCGGAGGCAGCGGUUGGGCUCGCAGCGAGCGGACAGGGUUGAGUCAGUGCGUUCGCGGGAGUUGGAAUCGUAGCCUCUUAAAAUGGCAGAUGAUUUGGACUUCGAGACAGGAGAUGCAGGGGCCUCAGCCACCUUCCCGAUGCAGUGCUCAGCAUUACGUAAGAAUGGCUUCGUGGUGCUCAAAGGCCGGCCAUGUAAGAUUGUGGAGAUGUCAACUUCCAAGACUGGCAAGCACGGCCAUGCCAAGGUCCAUCUGGUUGGUAUUGACAUCUUCACUGGGAAGAAAUACGAAGAUAUCUGCCCGUCAACUCAUAAUAUGGAUGUCCCCAACAUCAAAAGGAAUGAUUUUCAGCUGAUUGGCAUCCAGGAUGGGUACCUAUCACUGCUCCAAGACAGCGGGGAGGUGCGAGAGGACCUCCGUCUGCCUGAGGGAGACCUUGGCAAGGAGAUUGAGCAGAAAUACGACUGUGGAGAAGAGAUCCUGAUCACGGUGCUGUCCGCUAUGACAGAGGAGGCGGCUGUUGCAAUCAAGGCCAUGGCAAAAUAACUGGCUCCCAGGGUGGCUGUGGUGGCAGCAGUGAUCCUCCAGCCUGCAGAGGCCCCCUCCCCCAGCGUGGCCCAGCUCUGGCCUGGCUCUUGGCUGGACUCCUCCUAUACGAUUUAUUUGACGUUUUAUUUUGGUUUCCCCUACCCCUUCAAUCUGUCGGGGAGCCCCUGCCCUUCACCCUGCUCCCUUGGCCAGGAGUGAGUGCACCAUGGCCUUGGUGAAGCUGCCCUCCUCUUCUCCCCUCGCACUACAACCCUGGUGGGGGAGACGGGGUGGGUGCUGCUUGUGGUUUAGUGUUUCUUUUUGUUUGUUUUUUUUUUUUUUAAAUUCAAUCUGGAAUCAGAAAGCUGUGGAUUCUGGCAAAUGGUCCUUAUGCCCUUCCCCAACUCUCACCUGAUCUGACCCCUUAUUUCCUCCAUAGCCCUCUAUCCCAAGCACCACCCCCACAGACUGGGGACCAGCCCCCUCCCCUGCCUAUAUCUCUCCCCAGAUCCCUUUAGAUGGGGAGGGAAGAGGAGGAGAGUGGAGGGGACCUGCCCCCUCCUCAGGCAUCUGGGAGGGCCCUGCUCCCAUGGGCUUCAUCCUUUCCUGCGGGCUCUCUCCCCGACACAUUUGUUAAAAUCGAACCUGAAUAAAACUACAAGUUUAAUAUGAA
Messenger RNA from Odocoileus virginianus texanus, 1506 nucleotides. The record is from RefSeq and is a predicted model, not a curated record. NCBI's taxonomy places the organism in Eukaryota, Metazoa, Chordata, Mammalia, Artiodactyla, Cervidae.